CAACAACAACAACAAAAAAAAAGUCUUACACAAUUGUUUCCUUCUCUUUACAUUAUUGCUAAGAUAACUUCUCAGCUUAACAUUCACAAAAAAAAUGAAAUGAUACACAUAUUAAUCGUUCCCGCAACAUGUUCCAUCCUCAGAUACACACAUACACACAUACACACACACAUACACACAUACACACACACAUACACACAUACAUACACAUACACAUACACACACACACACACACACACACACACACAUACCGCAUCUUACGGAGAUGAUAUACUCUCCACGUACGUGAGAAAUAAGAGUAUUGUUUAAUGUGGUUUUACAUAGCAUUAAACGUACGUGAACGACGAGAAUGUUAUUUAACGUUUAAAAUUAAACGUAUGUAAACAAUGGGAA
Loa loa (African eye worm) is the source of this 393-nucleotide messenger RNA. RefSeq lists its product as hypothetical. NCBI's taxonomy places the organism in Eukaryota, Metazoa, Nematoda, Chromadorea, Rhabditida, Onchocercidae. The record is from RefSeq and is a predicted model, not a curated record. The transcript has a single exon. The annotation marks the transcript as partial.